AUGUCUCCGCCUCGUCCGACGCGAUCCAGAGGAUCCCGUCCACCGACGCUGCAUCGCAGCAGCAGCAAUUGCAAAGACAAAAACCACGCGAGUCAACGAGGCUGGUCAAACUGGAGAGGUAGUAGAAAUACUACCCUCACCCUUCACGAAAUAUCAACAAAUAAUGCAACAUUCCCUGGGGCCGCCUGGACCCUAUCCGCACCCACCGCCCUGGCUAUUAUUGCCCUACGAGUUAUCCGACGUAUUGGCGAUAACCCAAACUCCACUGGCAUCGCUAUCCUCAACUCGGAGUCUGUGUUGCAAUAUACAGGUCAUGCUAUUGACCUUUUUGCUGAAAAUACAACUACUGGAGCCAUUUGCGUUGGGGUUCGCCCAACUACUCAAUUGCAGGGCUCACGGCUAUUGCCACCGUGA
Messenger RNA from Fusarium redolens, 414 nucleotides. RefSeq lists its product as uncharacterized. Bases 1 to 414 code for a protein of 137 amino acids. The transcript has a single exon. The record is from RefSeq and is a predicted model, not a curated record. Lineage: Eukaryota; Fungi; Ascomycota; Sordariomycetes; Hypocreales; Nectriaceae.